This is a messenger RNA of Lynx canadensis (Canada lynx), 3097 nucleotides long. RefSeq names its product cyclin Y like 1 (gene CCNYL1). NCBI's taxonomy places the organism in Eukaryota, Metazoa, Chordata, Mammalia, Carnivora, Felidae. Gene Ontology annotation, cellular component: plasma membrane. The record is from RefSeq and is a predicted model, not a curated record. Gene Ontology annotation, biological process: regulation of canonical Wnt signaling pathway; regulation of cyclin-dependent protein serine/threonine kinase activity. Gene Ontology annotation, molecular function: cyclin-dependent protein serine/threonine kinase activator activity; protein kinase binding. The transcript has 10 exons. Bases 87 to 1178 code for a protein of 363 amino acids.
GCCGACCGCGCCAUUGUUGGGGGAGGGGGCAGCUGCUGAGCGCGGCGGAGUCGGGGGCGAGCGCAGGCGAGGAGUGGAGGCGCCCCAUGGGGAACACGCUGACCUGUUGCGUGUCCCCCAAUGCCAGCCCCAAGGUGGGCCGGCGCACGGGGCCGGUGGAGGCAAACUACGAGUCUGAGAUCUACGAGGCGGCGGCCGGGGACGCGGUGGCAGUAGCCCCGGCGCCUGCUGCCGUGGAGCCCGCCGAGUUGGAUUUCGGAGCCGGCGAGGGCCACCACCUGCAGCACAUCAGCGACCGGGAGAUGCCCGAAGACUUAGCUUUGGAAUCAAACCCUUCUGACCAUCCAAGGGCAAGCACAAUUUUCCUGAGCAAAUCUCAAACGGAUGUGCGAGAAAAGAGGAAGAGCAACCAUUUAAACCAUGUAUCUCCAGGGCAGCUUACUAAAAAGUAUAGCUCAUGCUCAACAAUAUUUCUAGAUGACAGCACAGUCAGCCAGCCUAAUCUUAGAACCACAAUAAAAUGUGUGACCUUAGCAAUAUACUACCACAUAAAGAACAGAGAUGCAAAUAGAUCCUUGGAUAUUUUUGAUGAGAGAUCACAUCCACUCACACGAGAAAAAGUUCCAGAGGAGUACUUUAAGCAUGAUCCUGAACACAAAUUUAUUUACAGAUUUGUUCGUACUCUUUUCAGUGCUGCACAGCUAACAGCCGAAUGUGCAAUAGUAACUUUGGUUUACUUAGAAAGGCUUUUAACUUAUGCUGAGAUCGACAUUUGUCCCACUAACUGGAAAAGAAUUGUUUUGGGAGCCAUUCUUCUUGCCUCCAAGGUUUGGGACGAUCAGGCUGUAUGGAAUGUGGACUACUGCCAGAUCCUCAAGGACAUUACAGUUGAGGACAUGAAUGAGAUGGAAAGGCAUUUUUUGGAGCUACUUCAGUUUAAUAUUAAUGUUCCCGCCAGUGUUUAUGCCAAAUACUACUUUGACCUUCGCUCCUUAGCAGACGACAACAACUUGAAUUUUCUGUUUGCUCCUCUUAGCAAAGAAAGAGCACAGAACCUAGAGGCCAUUUCCAGAUUGUGUGAAGACAAAUACAAAGACUUGUGCAGAGCUGCUAUGAGAAGGUCUUUCAGCGCUGAUAAUUUCAUUGGUGUUCAGCGCUCUAAUGCCAUCCUCUCUUAAGGGAGGAAGGAGGGGUUGUAACAUCACGAACCCCUCACCUACAAGGACUGGAGAAAUACCACCUCUCCUGCUCAAAAACCAGCAAAGUUAGUAUUUUCAUCUAAAAGAAAGUCAAGAGACUCGUGGACCGCAAGGAUUAUGCUCAUAGGAAAGAAUGGAACUUGUCAAUGCAACACACUCGUUUGUCCUUUUUAAUGUAAACAGAGUUACAAAAACCACUCCAAAGCAAAAGCUCCAACCCACACACAGAUAUUUGCUUACUAUGUAGGCUUAUAGCUGUGAGCUAAGUGAGGUUUUAAAAUUUUUAGACAAGACACUAACUACAUAACUUUUAUGUUUUUCUAUUUUUCUUGCCCCUCCCUCACACUGCUGCAUAUUUCUUUAGAAUCAAUGCAGUAUUACCAUUAAAACAUGGGACUCCUAACAACUCAUAAAGCCACUUAGGAACAGACUGUAGCGUUGUGAGGUAUCGAAGGGUUCUUCCUCCCUACUUUACCAUUGAAGCUGCUGGUCGUUAUUGGCAAUCAGUUUAAACCAAAAAGCUGCCGAAUAACACCUGUCGUUCAAAUUCUUUGCAAGCACUACUUAUUAGCAUUAUUAGUAUGUUUGGGAUCAUAAACAAGAGAAAGUACGUUAUCGAUUAUCUACUUCUGUUGGGUCCACGCUGCAUUUCUUGUGAACUAUAAUGGUGCUUCUCAUUUUCUGACGAUUUUCCUCUUUGUUAAAUGUGUGUAUUAAAAUAUAUUUUCAUAAUUCCAACCAACAUGGUGGUCCAGUGGUAACAAGCAGGUAGUGAAAUAGAAGGUGUCCUGAAAAUCUUAUUGCAACUUUCAGCUUAAAUAUGGUGUGCUUGGGCCCUCCAGGGCCCUGCUGAAGUAUAAAUGCCACAGACUUACAAAGUAUCACUUGAAAGUUUAAUUACAUUUCUAGUAAACUUCUGUAGUUUUGUAAAUUUUAAAUAUUAAGCUUUUAAUUUUAAUUUUUUGUUUCAGCCCCUCUUGAAGAUGGCAAACAUUGGCUGAAGCAAAAAAUUAAAAUUAGAAGUUUAAUAUUUAAAAUUUACAAAACUAGUUAAGUUUACAAGAAAUACCUAAACUUUUAAAUGGUGUUUUGUCAGUUUAUAGCAUUUAUACUUCCACAGGUAUCAAAGCUUAAAGUUGCACUAAGACUUUUAAAGAUACCUUGUACCUUCAUAGACAUGCCCUCCCCUUUGAAAGUAGUCCUUUGCAGGGCUAUGCCGUUUACCUGCUUUGAUCACCUGAGUUUCUUUUUUCUAGAUUUGGUAAGGAUUAUGAAGAGCAAUGGUAAUUCACAUGUAAUAAACUGAAAGGAAUUGGACUCUAAUAGUAGUGAUAUGAAAGUAGGGGAUAGGAAACCGCUUUUCUAUCCUACGUGUUAACCUGGCUGGAGAUGUCUCGUUUCAAGUCCUGCUAUUUAAGAGGAACCCUCACCUCAGGCUUUAAAGGGCAGGGAGUUAAGAAAUCAAUCUUCUAGGACAUUGGUAAUGAUGUCACCUAAACUUGAAAUGUUAAAAAAAAAAAAAGAAAAAAGAAAAAAAAGAUUCGUGUUCUUAACCACGUGAGAUCUUUCUGCUACCUUCUCAAAUGUAAUCCUAGGAAUUUUGCCUGUAAACACAGCAUUUCUGGGCCAGGAAUACUUUCUCUCAGUAUAGCAAGGCUUCAUAUUCUAUUGAGUGCUGCAGGUUCCAUCAUUUUUAAAGGACAGAGACAUAAAUGAUAAAUAACAGUAUAUAAAAUAUUACAAUCUACCACCUCAAAAAAAUGUUUUGUGGAGUUCGGAGCUUGGAGAUUCAAGUAUUGAUUACAGUCUUAUUUUGAAAAGAAUGCUACAACGUAUGUGGUUUUUCUUCCUCAUGUUUAUAUUAAAAGAAAAGCUAAUAAACUCUAUUUUAAUUAAAA